Messenger RNA from Paramecium pentaurelia, 1724 nucleotides. NCBI's taxonomy places the organism in Eukaryota, Ciliophora, Oligohymenophorea, Peniculida, Parameciidae. The record is from the annotation of a GenBank genome assembly.
AAUGGCAUCAGCUUUCCCUAAAUUACCAGGUUUUGUUCCCACUUAAGAAAUAGAUGUAACAUAUACAUAAUAUUAACUAGAAACCAAACUUUAGAAAAGUCUCAUCAACUAAACAAGAAUAAAAUAGAGAAAUCAAUCAUUUAUCUAAUAAAGAAUAUGCUGUACCUCGUAAAUAACCAAUUCAAAUACCACCAUAAACAGGAAUGUUCAAUCCUGAUUAUAUGAGUACAACUCAUGCAAUGCAUCUACCUAAAGUAAAAUAACAGUUACAUCAUAGAAUUCCAACAAUGAUUCAGAAGAAUUAUAUUAACCUAGUUGGGUUAAAAUGGAUAGACAUGUUCUAAGAUUCAGUGGUUACUUUAAAGAAGCAGUAGUUGAAUCUGCACUUGAAAAUUAUCGUAUUCGCAAGAUUACAAUCUUUUAUUAUCUUGAAGACCAUUCACUUAGUAUAACUGAACCUAAAUAAGAAAAUAGUGGUGUUCCAUAAGGAGCAUUUCUUAAAAGAUAAAAAGUAUACUAUCUUAUAUAUAUUAGGUAUUAAGAGCAGAUAAUUCAAAGACUUUUAUACUCCCUGAAGAUUUCAGAAUCAACUAAGAUAUCAUCAUCUUUGGUAAGACUAUUCGUCUAUAUGAUUGUGAUUAAUACACUAGAGAGUUCUAUGAAGUAUAACUUAAAUUCUAUAUCUCUAGUUAUAAGGAAUACCAUAAGAAUAAUCAUUUGUACCAUAAUAAGAUUCUUUUGAAACUAAAACUACAACUAAAUUCAUUCCUCAAAAAGAUACUGUAAUGAAAGAUUACUUAGAACAUAAGUUAGGAGGGGGUAAAGUUACUUCUUAAAAGUAAUUCUUAGAAAAUGAUAGAAAGGUAUCACAUUAACAUAAAAUUAUUAGGUCCUUAAAUUUUAUGUAUUUUCAGAUAUUGAUUAUAUUCUUCACUACUAUUUGGCUGAUGACACUAUCGAAAUCAAAGAAAUCAAUUCAGCAAAUUCAGGAAGAGUUCCAUUCCCUAUGAUGUUGAGAAGGUAAAAAUUACCAAGAAAAUUCUCACUAAAUUAACCUGGAUAAACAUAUGCUGAGGAUUUCAUUAGACCAUAAGAUAUUUAAUAUGGAUAACCUCUUAUUAUCUAUAAUCGCAAAGUUCUCAUCAAUGGAUGUGAUCAAUUUACAAGAUAAUAUUAUUAAGAAAAAUUCAAUGUCGAUUUCCCUUUAGGCGGUCAAGAAGAAUAUGUUCAUUAAGAAAGAUCAAGUAUUUUAUUAUAUAUAUAUAUAUAAUUUAGAUAUUAUAAUCCCACCUCAUAAUGGAAUUGGUGAUGAACAAGAUUCUCUUGGAUAUAUUUAUAGAUUAUAGCCUAAACCUCCCAAGAAGGAUUUCUUCAAAUGGGUUGAUAACCAAGUCAAUCUCAGAUUCUUGGCUAUGUUCAAUACUACUAAACCUGAAGAUAAGGACAGAGUCUUUGUUAUCACAUUCUUUUUAAAUGACGAUAGUCUUUUGAUCUAUGAACCUACUGUUAGAAAUUCAGGUAUCUUUAAAUAUAUAUAAUUUAGGUAUUCCUGAUGGUAAAUUCUUGGAAAAAAGAAAGUAUAAGAAUGUGAAUAAUAAUAAUGAAUUUUUUACUCCAGGAGAUUUAAUUGUAGGUAAUGAAGUUUAAAUAAAUGGAUGGAAAUUUUAAUUAUUGGAUUGUGAUGAAUUCACUAAAAAAUGGUAUUCUGAGAACUUUAAAUGAAC